This is a messenger RNA of Necator americanus (New World hookworm), 1539 nucleotides long. RefSeq lists its product as uncharacterized. The record is from RefSeq and is a predicted model, not a curated record. Lineage: Eukaryota; Metazoa; Nematoda; Chromadorea; Rhabditida; Ancylostomatidae. Gene Ontology annotation, molecular function: heme binding; monooxygenase activity; iron ion binding. The coding region runs from base 1 to 1539 and encodes 512 amino acids. The transcript is spliced from 12 exons.
AUGGGACUUAUAGCCAUUACAAUUGCUGUGGCGGUAUUCACAUGGAUUACAAGCUUUGUGUGUAAAAAAGCUAAGUAUAUUUAUGAUCGACUCUCAGCGUUCCAAGGUCCAGUAGCUCUACCAUUAAUUGGAAAUUUGAAUCAGUUCCAUUUUAAACCAGAAGAGUUUUUCGAACAAGCUCAAGGCUUGGGUUACAUGCUGAGAAAGAAUCGCGAAAGGAUAUGCCGUGUUUGGUUUGGACCUGCACCUUUUGUAUUGAUGUACGGACCAGAAGAAUGUGAAGCGGUACUGGGAAGCAGUAAAAUGCUGAACAAACCAAUCCAGUACAGUUUCUUAUCGGCAUGGAUAGGCGAGGGUUUGCUGAUUAGCAAACCUGACAAAUGGCGCCCCAGACGCAAGCUGCUAACGCCGACGUUCCACUACGAAAUACUCAAGGACUUUGUGGAGGUUUAUAACCGCCACGGUCGGACGCUGCUCGGGAAAUUUUUGAAACACGCAGAAAAUGGUCAGUACGAGGAUAUUUUCCACACUGUUACAUUGUGUACUCUCGAUGUGAUCUGUGAAGCAGCACUCGGUAUAUGUAUCGAGGCUCAGAGAAAUCCACAUUCUGCGUAUUUGGAAUCAGUGUUCAGAAUGAAGGUCAUAAUUCAACAACGUCAAGUGAAGCCACAAUAUUAUCCAGAGUUUCUUUUCAAUUUGAUUGGUGAAGGCAGAGACCAAGCAAAAUGCGUGAAAAUUCUGCAUGAUUUCACUGGAAAUGUCAUACGAGCCCGUAAGGAAAAAGCUGACGCCGCUGGAGGUGUUGACAAGCUGCUUGCAUUGGAAUCAGCAGAAGGACGUCGAAGAAUGGCCUUCCUAGAUAUGAUGCUGGACAUGCAUGCAAAAGGAGAGCUGUCCAUGGAUGGAGUUCAAGAGGAAGUUGACACCUUCACGUUCGAAGGACACGACACAACAUCGGCAUCGAUAAAUUGGUUUCUACAUCUCAUGGGAGCAAAUCCUGACAUACAAGAGAAAGUUCAACGAGAAGUAGAUGAGGUGCUGGGAGAUACUGACCGGCCUGUAACAUAUGAAGAUAUCGGGAAUUUAAAAUAUCUAGAAGCAUGCAUAAAGGAAACACUACGUCUUUAUCCUUCCGUUCCGCUUAUUGCGAGAAAAGUAGUGGACGAUAUCAAAAUCAAAGGUCAUAUAUUACCUGCUGGAACAAGCGUAGUUCUAAUCCCAUCAAUGGUUCAUCGUGAUCCAAAUUAUUGGGAUGAUCCAGAGGUGUUCCGACCUGAGAGGUUUAUUGAAGAGGAGCUGAAACAUCCUUACGCAUAUAUACCGUUUUCCGCUGGCAGUAGAAAUUGUAUAGGUCAAAGGUUUGCCAUCAUGGAGGAGAAAUGCAUUCUUGCACUUUUGAUGCGUCAUCUGCGAGUAUCAUCGUUACUUCGAACGGAUCAAAUGCGUGUCUCCGCCGAACUUAUCAUACGACCUCUAUAUGGUAAUCGUCUAAAAUUCGAGAAGAGAGUCUAUGGUGAUUACACUCAUUGCAAAAGUUGA